Molecule: messenger RNA, 1334 nt
Organism: Verruconis gallopava
Lineage: Eukaryota; Fungi; Ascomycota; Dothideomycetes; Venturiales; Sympoventuriaceae
Exons: 1
Coding region: 223-1266 (347 amino acids)
Molecular function (GO): nitronate monooxygenase activity
Source: RefSeq, a predicted model, not a curated record
GGAAGCUUCCCCACAAGUCGGCUCAGGGCAAAGAUUCCCCUAUGCGAAGACAUGUAUAUACCCGCAAGUAAGCAUGUCAAAGCUGUCUUUUCUUCUUUAUCUUCUUGCGAGGCAUUCUCUACCCGAGUCCAAUCACUUCUCGCCCUCCAAGCCUCGUUGACCUUCCCACAUCUUGUCAUUCCGACGACAAGCCCCAGCGAAUCCUUCUGCAUAUAACACAACAUGACUCCGUCGCUGCAAACGCCGCUGUCCCAGCUACUGGGCAUCAAGUACCCCAUUAUCCUUGCGGGUAUGGCGCGUACAUCCGGUGGCCCUCUUGCUGCGGCCGUCAGCAACGCCGGCGGUUUGGGUGUCAUUGGCGGUCUCGGCUACACGCCUAAGCAGCUGCAAGAGAUCAUCGACGAGCUCAAGGAAAACCUGACGGACAAGAGCCUCCCAUUCGGCGUCGACUUGGCCCUACCUCAAGUCGGCGGUGGUGCAAGAAAGACCAACCACGACUACACUCACGGCCAGUUGGACGAGCUGAUCGAGGUCACAAUCAAGAACGGCGCAAAGCUUUUUGUCAGCGCCGUCGGCGUUCCACCGAAGAGGACGAUCGACAGACUUCACGAGGCGGGUAUCCUAGUGAUGAAUAUGGUUGGCGCACCAAAGCACGCCGUCAAGGCUCUCGAGAGGGGCGUGGACAUUGUUUGCGCUCAGGGUGGUGAGGGAGGUGGCCACACCGGCGACAUUGCCAACAGCAUUCUCAUCCCUGCUGUUGUCGAUGUUGCUAAGCGCUACAAGAGCCCUCUCACCGGCAAACCUGCCAUGGUCGUCGCCGCCGGCGGCAUCUUCGAUGGACGCAGCUUGGCCAGCAGCUUGAUGCAAGGUGCUCAGGGCGUGUGGGUCGGAACUCGCUUCGUCGCUAGCGUGGAAGCGGGCUGCUCGAAGCUCCACAAGGAAGCUGUCGUCUCCGCUGACUUCACCGACACCGCCCGUACGCUUGUCGUGUCAGGGCGGCCUCUCCGUGUCAAGGUGAACGAUUACAUCAGAAGUUGGGAGAGCCGGCCGGAGGAGAUGCAGAAGCUGCUAGAUGCAGGUAUUGUUCCUAUUGCGAAGGACAUGGAGGAGGAGAAGGAGAUUGACAUGCCUUUCUUGAUGGGUCAGGUCUCUGGUGUUAUCAAGGACAUCAAGCCAGCUGGACAGAUCGUGAGGGAGAUGGUAACGGAAGCCGUGGAACAGCUAAAACUUGGCCAGACGUAUAUCAGCGCAGAGAGCAAGCUAUAGUGGAAAGUCUUUGUUUACUUGUAUACUCCUACCAUUGAGCGAAUUGAGCAUGUUUCUUGAGUUGAUCA